Haemorhous mexicanus (house finch) is the source of this 911-nucleotide messenger RNA. RefSeq names its product mitochondrial ribosomal protein L40 (gene MRPL40). The record is from RefSeq and is a predicted model, not a curated record. Bases 23 to 622 code for a protein of 199 amino acids. Lineage: Eukaryota; Metazoa; Chordata; Aves; Passeriformes; Fringillidae. The transcript has 4 exons. Gene Ontology annotation, cellular component: mitochondrial large ribosomal subunit; mitochondrial ribosome.
GGGCGCGGCGCAGCGCGGGGCCAUGUGGGCGGUGGCGGCGGCGGCGCGGGGGCUCCGCGGGGCCCGGCUCAGCUCCUGGCUGCCCCAGAGGGUCCCGCUCCGAGGCAGUCACUGGCAGAGCUCACUGCUGGGGCUCAGGACAUCCCUCCCUGUGAGAGCACAACCAAAGAAGAAAAAGAAAGUGGAUGUGAAGAAAGAGCAAGCACAGAAGGAGCGUAUGAAGAAAAAGCUUAAAAAGUUGGAAAGAGCUGCCCCAGAACUGAUUCCAAUUGAGGAUUUUAUAACACCACUGAAGUACACAGAGAGCAACAGGGAGCGAAGUCUUCCCGAUCUUUCUCCUGAGGAGUCUGAAAGAAGAGUUUUACUUUUGAAGAAGUGGUGUUUGUUUAAGCAGAAACAAGAUGAGGCAGAAAAGAAAGCAAUUAAGGCCCUUGUAGAAUCUCAGCAGGAGGCACUGAAGGAGCUGCAGCUGGAAUCCGAGGAGCUGUACCAGGCAGCAAUCCUGAGGGACGAGAGACUCUUCCCCUUCGAGAGGGAGGGACCCACUUACACCCCUCCCCUUCCUGGCUAUGAUCCCCCCGAGGGGAAGUGCGUUGACAUCACCAAGGUGUACACACAGUGACAGGGGAGCUCCUGCAUCGGCUGCCAGGAGGUGCUCAGCUGACUGAAGGAAGAAAGAAUGGAGUAAUAAACACAUUUUCCUGCAGGUUACAACACUGCAGGAUGUGACUGUAAAAAAAUAAAUGAAGUAUCUCUGUGUUUUAAUGACAAUCCAGGUAAUAACACACCUAGUAAAGCUACACCACCUUACAUAGUGGCAAAGCCACUUUUUUUUUAUUUUCUUAUAUUGCCAUCUCACUGUUGUAACUACAUUUCUGUGGGUUUGCCCUAAUAAAAAACAGAUCUCUCUA